Guillardia theta CCMP2712 is the source of this 870-nucleotide messenger RNA. RefSeq lists its product as hypothetical. Bases 1 to 870 code for a protein of 289 amino acids. The record is from RefSeq and is a predicted model, not a curated record. The transcript has 11 exons. NCBI's taxonomy places the organism in Eukaryota, Cryptophyceae, Pyrenomonadales, Geminigeraceae.
AUGGCGCGGGGCGCAUGUGGUGAGGGAUGCAGAGAUGCGGAGGAGGAUGAUAUCAACUCUACGAGAGACGGCUUCAUGCUGCACCUUCAGCUGCCGCAACUUGCUCGCUCGCUUGCUCGCAAUGGCUUCCAUGGUCUAGUCGAUCUUGACUCAAAGUCUCAGUGCAUGUGUCAAGUUGGAAGACUCUGUCAUGAAGAGAUUCUGCACAAACUGCUCGGCGUUCCUUCGGCCGGCUUCAAGGGCAUCAACUGCACAUUUCGUUUGGUUUGUACGAAACACAAGAAGAAGAAGACGGAAGGAAAGGUGAAAGAAGCGCAGGAAGGGAAGUCAACAGACGAUCAGUGCAAGGGAGUAGUGAAACGUGUUGCUAUGAGGACGUGGUUCGAUGGAAAGAGUCGAGGAAGGCAUAGCAACAAGAGGAACGAACUAGUUUGCAAAUGCUCUGAUUGUGGAUGCACCUUGUUGUGGGGAGGAAGCGACCCAGAGUUCGUGCAAGAAAGAAGGGAAAGCGCUGACUGGACUGCAGGAGACAACGAGAAGGCGGAAGCAUCCAUGCGCAUCGAUCAAGCUCGAUCUGUAAUUAACAAGGAGGGACUGAGAGCAGAAAUGAACCAAGACACUCCCUCCAAAAGAAUGCUUCCUCCCACGCUUUCCGCCCGCGCCGAAGCUGCUGUAGACUUGAGUUACGGAAUGCAUGGCAAGAAAUUCAAUUCACCAGGUGUGAUCUCGAAGAAACCAAACGACAAGGUUGGGAGGGUCAGACGCCAACAUCCAAACCCAGUAUUUCUUCACCAGCUCUUCAAGAUGGAAGAGGAGCUACACAACCAGGGAACAAGGGAAGUCUAUAUGACAUGCUGCAAAACAUUCUAG